Messenger RNA from Peromyscus californicus insignis, 4332 nucleotides. RefSeq names its product zinc finger protein 82. Gene Ontology annotation, biological process: regulation of DNA-templated transcription. The transcript is spliced from 6 exons. Bases 489 to 2084 code for a protein of 531 amino acids. Lineage: Eukaryota; Metazoa; Chordata; Mammalia; Rodentia; Cricetidae. The record is from RefSeq and is a predicted model, not a curated record.
CCCUCCCAGCAGCCCCCGCGCGCGGCCCUUUAAGCCCUCCGGGGUCCGUGACGGUCUUUAGUCUUGGUGCUAUCGCAGCUGGCGUCACCUGGGCGUGGGGCGGGGCCACUGAGCGGCGCUAGCUGGGUGUCCGGGUCCUGGUCCCCUAGGCGUAGUGAAGGCUCCACAGGCAGCGGGGUAAGGGGGUGCAGGGAGGGACCGGGACCGCGCCCGGGGGCUGCGUGGGGACGACCGAGGCGAGCUGUGCCUGCUGGGCGUGGCAGGGUGGCACGGCGGCUGAGUGCGACCAGGAGACCACAACGUGAUGGCAUUUGUGCUGAACAAGGCUCCAAGGAAAGUUGGGAUGUGAAGAUUCUCUCCUACCCCGAUCCUGCUGAAGUCUUGAAGCCUCACAGGAACAGAAGCAGGAAACUACUGUUGCCUGUUAUAAGUGGACUCUGCUUCUUCGGAGAAAUACAUUUCAAGGAAGACUGUUGGAUUUCUAAACCAUGGCCCGUGUAUCAGUGAUGUUCAGUGAUGUAUCCAUAGCCUUCUCUCGGGAAGAGUGGGAGUACCUGGACCUGUCUCAGAGGGAUUUGUACAAAGACGUGAUGAUGGAGAACUACCACAAUGGGGCCUCACUAGGCUACUUCAUUUCUAAACCAGAUGUGAUUUCCUUGCUGGAGCAAGGGAAGGAGCCCUGGAAGGUUGUGAGGAGGAGAAGACGAAACCCAGAUUUGGAAACUAAGGAUGAGACCAAUCAGUUAUCCUCAGAAAAUGGCAUUUAUGAAAUGAAUUUAUCCCAAUGGAAGAUAAUGGAAAAAAUUGGGAACAGUAGUCUGAAGGGCCUUAUUUUAAAAAGUGAAUGGGAGUCCAAAAGAAAACAUGAAAGCCAAGAGGGAUCUCAGGAGGGAUAUAUCAGACAAAUGAAAAUCACAUCUGAAAAAAUGUCUUCUUACCAAAAGCGCACAUCUGCUACUCCACGUCAGAGAAUUCAUUUUGUGGAGAAACCUUAUGAAUGUAAUGAAUGUGGGAAGGCAUUUAGAGUCCGCCAACAGCUUACUUUUCAUCAUAGAAUUCAUACUGGUGAGAAACCCUAUGAAUGUAAGGAAUGUGGGAUGGCUUUUAGGCAGACUGCACACCUUACCAGACAUCAGAGACUUCAUUCUGGUGAAAAACUGUAUGAGUGUAAGGAGUGUGGGGAAGCAUUCAUAUAUGGCCCAGACCUUAGAGCACAUCAAAAAAUUCAUCCCAGUGAAAAGCCCUACGCAUGUAAAGAAUGUGGGAAAGCCUUCAGGGUUCGGGGACAACUUACUCUCCAUCAGAGGAUCCACACUGGUGAGAAGCCCUAUGUGUGUAAAGAAUGUGGGAAGGCCUUCAGGCAGUAUGCACACCUUACUCGACAUCAGAAACUUAACAUCGCUGACAGACUCUAUGAGUGUAAAGAGUGUGGGAAAGACUUUUUAUGUGGCUCUGGCCUUAGAGUACAUUACAAACUUCAUACUGGUGAGAAGCCUUACGAAUGUAAGGACUGUGGGAAGUCCUUUAGAGUUCGACAACAACUAACACUGCAUCAGAGAAUUCAUACUGGUGAGAAGCCCUAUGAAUGUAAUGAAUGUGGGAAAACCUUUAGUCGGGGCUAUCAUCUUAUUCUCCAUCACAGAAUACACACGGGUGAAAAGCCUUAUGAAUGCAAGGAGUGCUGGAAGGCGUUCAGUCGAUACUCACAGCUUAUUUCACAUCAGAGUAUUCAUAUUGGUGUUAAACCCUAUGACUGUAAAGAAUGUGGGAAAGCCUUCAGACUACUCUCACAGCUCACACAGCAUCAGAGUAUUCAUGCUGGCGAGAAGCCCUAUACAUGUAAGGAAUGUGGAAAGUCUUUUAGGUUGCGUCAGAAACUUACUCUACACCAGAGCAUUCAUACUGGUGAAAAGCCCUUUGAGUGUAAGGAAUGUAGGAAGGUCUUUCGACUUAAUUCGUCUCUUAUCCAACAUCUGAGAAUUCAUUCUGGUGAGAAACCCUAUGAGUGUAAAGAAUGUAAGAAGGCCUUUAGACAGCACUCACACCUCACCCAUCAUCUGAAGAUUCAUAGUGUCAAAGUAUAACAAAGUCUCAACAGUCUUAUAGAACAUUCUAUGAAUGUUACAUCUGAUCUCUUUUGCUCAUACAUGUAACUGAUCUGGCAUAAGAGGUUUUAUACCAUUAAAGGAAUGUGUUAAUUUAAUGUGUUUCAUUGUGUUCCAGUCUGUUCACACUGUAAUGCUUCAACAUACUUAUUCUACAGUCAGUCCUACAUAUAAACAAACGUGGGGGAAAAUAACACCUCAAUUCUAUCAUUCUAGUUAUAUUAAAACAAUCAGUUGCUCUGGGCUGUAGAUUUUUUUCAUUUGUGAAGUGAUGAUAUAGAACUGGCAAAAAUAGCUGCAAGGUCUUCAAAACUCCAUCAAGUUGUGCAGUCCUCAUCCUUUUCUUGGAAUAUGGGCAGAUGCCAGUUUGCUCAGGAGAACAUAGUGGAAUCAUGUUUGUACUGCUGUCGGGGCCCAGGCUCUACUCUACUCCUAGGGUUGCUCCAUUUCAGAAUAUUCUCUCAAGCUCAACUGUCAUAUUUGAAAAUCUGACUGAAGAGACCAUGUGAAGAGGCCCUGAGACCACACAGGCAGAGACCUUUGCUGAAGCCAGACUUCUGGAUAUGACCAUAUGAUACUAGACAUUGGGUAGGAAUGGUUUUGGAUCUUCCAGACCAGCCACCAACUGAAUGCCACUAAGUGACCUCAGUUGGCACCAUACAGAAGAAUCAACUGGCCACAUACUCAUAAAAUAAUACAAUGGUCAUUAUUUAAAGCCACUAAAUUUGUUACAGUGACUUACUAUUACUCUUCUGAGAAUUCUUAUGAAAGACUGCAAGUGUGAUGAACAUAGAAUGCCUUCCAACAUUUAUCCCUCAUUGAACUUUAGAGAUCUGAUUCUUGUUAACUGUUUGGUUUUGUUGUUUUAUGCAGUCCUACAAUGUGACCCAGACUAGACCCUUGAACUUCAAGUCCUCCUACCUCAGGUGUGCAUCAUCACUUCCAAUGUGUAUAUGUGCGUGUGUUUGUGUUUGUUUUGUGGUGGUGUGGUGCUGAGGACUGAACUCAGGGCCUCUCACUGAAUAUCUCCCUUGUCCACUCAUUAGACUAUUCAUAGUGUGAAAUUCUUUAGAAUUUGCUCGUAUUAAUAGUCUAUAUUCUGUAUUCCUGGUCAAUGUUUAAUAAAGACAACAUAAAAAGAAACUAAUAAUCAAUAAUAUCCCCAUUUUUUUAAAAAAAAUCACUGCAUUGUAGCAUUUUUUAAUGUACCAAGUUAUCCUAUUUUUAGCUAGUGAGAAUCCCCUAAUUCUGACUGACACCUGUGUCCUUUGGUUAUGACCACUGUCAUGACCAUUGAAGAGCAUUUUCCUCUGCCUUGUUUUUCUGCCUCUUAUCAAAUGAAUUGAUCAGCUAUGGAUCAUAGUAGGGCACUAUUGAUAAAUGAAGAAUGAAAUAUUUAUCCUCUCAUUUCAUAACAACCAAAUACCAAUGAAAAAUUCUUUAUUAGAAAAUUCUAGUUGACUGGGCAGUGGUGGCACACACCUUUAAUCCCAGCACUUGGGAGGCAGAGCCAGGCGGAUCUCUGUGAGUUUGAGGCCAGCCUGGGCUACCAAGUGAGUUCCAGGAAAGGCACAAAGCUACACAGAGAAACGCUGUCUCAAAAAACCAAAAAAAAAAAAAAAAAAAGAAAAAAAGAAAAAAAAUUCUAGUUGUCAGUGGUCAAAGAAGUGAUGGAUUUGAAGUUACAUUUAUUUUGUAUUGGCAAUAGGGAGUUAAUACAGAAGGUAUUACUUUCUGUCCUAGUUUCUUUUCCUCAUCCGCUCCCCAUCCUCCUUUUUUUCCGGGGUAGGGACAGCACACAAAAGGUAUCAUGUAUUCCAGACCUGCCUCAGACUUAACCGUGUAGCUGAGGAUGUCCUUGAACUCCUGAUCCGACCCUCUUGCUUCUACCUGCCAAGUGCUACGGUUACCGAUGUGCACCGUCACAGGGGUUUAUUUACCCAAAAUGUCUAAAAGUGUUUUGCAGAGUGCUAGUGCUUCAUGGCACAUAAAGAAGAUGCUGUCGUCAAACAAGCCAUGAGUACUGUGUUUGCUUGGAUCACAAUGAUUAUCAAAAGAACAAGAGAAAAGUUUUCAUUUUAUCUAGAUCAGUGUAUCUCAGGCUGCAUUACAGAAUUCCCUUUUCAUCACCUGUUACAGAUGUGGCUCCACUUUGUAGGCCAAGCUGCAACCAAAACUCAAGGACAGGGACCUCAGCAGAGUGGGAGGUGUUUGUUACUGUAUGACC